Linum trigynum is the source of this 1924-nucleotide messenger RNA. NCBI's taxonomy places the organism in Eukaryota, Viridiplantae, Streptophyta, Magnoliopsida, Malpighiales, Linaceae. The record is from the annotation of a GenBank genome assembly.
CUACAUUAACUCCUCCCAUCUGCCACCUUCAUUGCUACACACACAACUCUCUCUCCCUCUUUAUAACUCCACCUUCUCCCACCAUUGUCCUUUACCCCAUCUCCACAAACCCACACCCCAUUUCCCCCACCCUCACCUCACCGCCGCCGGCAACCGUCAACCGCCACACCCACCGCAACCAUGCCUCCCAUCCUGCCGGACUUCUCCAGCACGGUGAGAUUGAAAUACGUCAAGCUCGGCUACCAAACCCUAGUCAACCACUUCUUCUACCUCCUCCUCAUCCCACUCAUCCUCGCCUUCACCGUCGAGAUCCUCCGCACCGGCCCGCAGGAGCUCCUCAACCUCUACUACACCUCCCUCCACCGCCGCCUCGACCUCGCCGUCGUCCUCUCCUCCUCCUUCAUCAUCACCUCCGUCGCCACCGUCUACUUCAUGUCCAAGCCCCGCACCGUCUACCUCGUCGACUACGCCUGCUACAAGCCUCCAGUCACCUGCCGCGUCCCCUUCUCCACCUUCAUGGAGCACUCCCGCCUCAUCUUGAAAGACAACCCGAAAUCCGUCGAGUUCCAGAUGCGGAUCCUCGAGCGCUCCGGGCUCGGGGAAGAAACCUGCCUUCCCCCCGCCAUCCACUACAUCCCACCAAAGCCCACCAUGGAAUCGGCCCGCGGUGAGGCCGAGCUCGUCAUCUUCUCCGCCGUCGACAGCCUCUUCGAGCGUACGGGCCUCAAGCCCAGGGACAUCGACAUCCUCAUCGUCAACUGCAGCCUCUUCUCCCCCACGCCUUCGCUCUCGGCCAUGGUCGUCAACAAGUACAAGCUCAGGAGCAACGUCAAGAGCUUCAAUCUCUCCGGGAUGGGGUGCAGCGCAGGGAUGAUAUCGAUCGACCUGGCGCGCGACCUGCUGCAGGUCCACCCCAACUCCAACGCCGUCGUCGUCAGCACCGAGAUCAUCACCCCGAACUACUACCAGGGCAAGGAGCGUGCCAUGCUCCUCCCCAACUGCCUCUUCCGCAUGGGCGGCGCCGCAAUCCUCCUCUCCAACCGCCGAUCACACAGGUCACGUGCCAAGUACAGGUUGGUCCACGUGGUGCGGACCCACAAGGGAGGAGACGACAAGGCGUACCGGUGCGUGUACGAGGAGGAGGACAGGGAAGGGAAAGUAGGGAUCAAUUUAUCCAAGGACCUGAUGGCGAUCGCCGGCGAGGCGCUGAAGUCGAACAUCACGACGAUCGGGCCGCUCGUCCUGCCGGCGUCGGAGCAGCUCCUGUUCCUGAUGACGCUGAUCGGGAGGAAGAUAUUCAACCCCAAGUGGAAGCCGUACAUCCCGGACUUCAAGCAGGCGUUCGAGCACUUCUGCAUCCACGCCGGCGGCCGGGCGGUGAUCGACGAGCUGCAGAAGAACCUCCAGCUGUCGGCCGAACACGUGGAGGCGUCGAGGAUGACGCUGCACAGGUUCGGCAAUACGUCGUCGUCUUCGCUGUGGUACGAGCUGAGUUACAUCGAGGCGAAGGGGAGGAUGAGGAGAGGGGAUCGGGUGUGGCAGAUCGCAUUUGGGAGCGGGUUCAAGUGUAACAGCGCCGUGUGGAAGUGUAACCGGACGAUCAAGUCGCCGACCGACUGUCCCUGGGCCGAUUGCAUUGAUAGGUAUCCUGUUCAUAUUCCUGAGGUCGUCAAGCUGUGAUUUAAUUGUUAUUAUUAAGCAAGGCAAAUUAUAAAUUAAACUGUAUUUAUUAUUGUUAUCAUAUUAAUAAGUAAAGUAAAGUAUUGCUAUUACGUUACGUGUACUCCUUUGAUAAAAAUGUACUGUUAGUGUAUUACCUAGAUGAUGUGCCACAACUAAGGAAUUGAAUCAAAGAUAUAAUAUUGUUUGUUGCGUUUGGAUCUCCAUCGAAUAUGUAGUUAAUUAAUAAAAGCACUAUUGAAUG